Molecule: messenger RNA, 339 nt
Organism: Penicillium bovifimosum
Lineage: Eukaryota; Fungi; Ascomycota; Eurotiomycetes; Eurotiales; Aspergillaceae
Product: histone H2A.Z-specific chaperone CHZ1
Exons: 3
Coding region: 1-339 (112 amino acids)
Source: RefSeq, a predicted model, not a curated record
AUGAGUGACCAGGCAACCACUUCCAUCUCCAACGAGGAUGCCUUCGCCAAGGGCAAAGGCAAGGCUGACCCUGCGCAAGACAUGAGCAUGGACGAGUCAAGCGAGUCAGAGGAGGAGACCGAGCUCCCCGAGAAUGAAGAGGAGGAUGACGGACAAGACAACCUCAACGAUCCCAUCGACCAGAGCAACAUCAUCCAGGGUGGCCGACGUACACGCGGAAAGGUCAUUGACUACUCCAAGAUCUCCACCGAUGACAUGGAGGAUGACGAGGAUGAUGAUGAGGAAUACCAAGCUCGCGAGGAUGACCAAGGCAAUGAUGAGGACCAGAUGCGCGACUAA